Molecule: messenger RNA, 6907 nt
Organism: Anopheles gambiae (African malaria mosquito)
Lineage: Eukaryota; Metazoa; Arthropoda; Insecta; Diptera; Culicidae
Gene: mthl1
Product: probable G-protein coupled receptor Mth-like 1
Exons: 8
Coding region: 1645-3477 (610 amino acids)
Biological process (GO): cell surface receptor signaling pathway; G protein-coupled receptor signaling pathway
Cellular component (GO): membrane
Molecular function (GO): G protein-coupled receptor activity
Source: RefSeq, a predicted model, not a curated record
UGCGUUACUCUCCGCUUUAGUCGCUUUCUUAUUUUUCUAGCGUUAACACACGCGAGCGAGCGCGUACCCGUUGGUUCGCUCGAAACGGCAAUCCCGGCAUUCGCGGUUGCGUAAAUUUUGAUUUCUCCCAACGGUGGGUUUCGAUUCGCGCGCGCGCUUACGGAAAUUAGCCGUUUGGCAAAUGCACCGAGUUUGGGGGUAGGAAAAUUGUUAUAGAGAAGAAGUGAAAAAAAAAACAUACCAUAAAGUGCCGUUCCAGUGCAGUAUUUUUGUUGUUGUUUUUGUGUGGUCACUGUGGUGGUGCAUUGUGCGUGAAGGUGAACCGUUGGAAGGAGGCUCCAGCAAAAAGGUGUGUGUUUGUGGCGUGUGUUUUGAGCCGCUUCAUCCGCUGGCCCGUUUGCCAAACUUUCACUGCAAAAACAUACACGCACACAUGCACAAAAUUGCACGACGCGACCGGCAUUUUGCGUGUUUGUUGUUGUCAGUUGAAAGCAAAUUGAAGCAAGCAAAGGAUCAAGGGUUAGUUCGAGGAAGAAAGUGGCACUGUACUGUCAAUAUUACCGAUCGCCUUCGGUACGCCUGACAGGUGUGCUCAGUGUAUUUGAAUGUCAUCAAAUGAUCAAAAACCGGUUGUGUGCGUUCGAAACAAAAGAGUUCUAGUUUACGGAGUUCGCUUCGCACACAGCACGACAAUAGAAAUAGACGCAAUCGGCGCGAGGGCGAAAGUAUUGGUGCCGGUGUGAGUAACAGAGAGAGAGAGAGAGAAGGAAGAGGACACGGUGCUGCACACCUGUAGCAGUACUAUGUCUUGUCAGAAGAAAGAGAUGGCAGACGCAGCGAGCUAAACAAUUCACCGCAGUCCGUGUUCUGUGCGCUUUGUAAAGGGGAAGCACAACAUAAGGGAAUGGGCAAGCCCUGGGAAAGGAAUUCUUGCCGGUUGCUCAAGUGUCGCACGCGAUCGAUGCUAAACACAUACGCGCACCAAGCGGUUGGUCUGAUUCAUCCCUCAUCUGUUGUGGGGUAGAAGGGGGAAGCGAAAAAGGCCGAGAAAACCCAACCAUUCUCGAUCGUUUGUGUGGAAAGUGUAGAGCAUUUAAGCGUGUACCGUGGGCGCCGAUGAGAUCGUCAAGUAAGUCGAUCACACGCACCCGCCACACGGGGAAGGAAAAUCCCUAAAGCGAGCAUAAAAAAAAUAACGCCAGUGAGUGAAACGAAACGAAAAGAGAGGAAAAACCCGCGCGCUCUCACAUCAACCCCGAGAAGAGGAAAUAGAAAUCGUUGCGUGCUGCGUGUGGCUUAUGCUACUGAUGAUCUAUUACAUUGCGUUUGUGUGUGUGUGCGUGCGUGUGUAACUGUGCUGUAUUGUCGCGAUUCCGUCCGGUUUUCCCUCACCCCUGCUCGAUCUGUGUCACGCGUGAAGUGAAAAGUCGCCCGCGCAACUAAAAGAAAAUACAAGCGCCUUCCCGACAACCAUCGCUACUCCAGCGUUUAAGGAGUAGGACGUGGUGCUGGUGGUUGAUCGUUUGUGAUAGUGUGUGAUUAGUUUUUGCUUAUAAAAGAGUGCGUCCACAGAGUGCGUGCGGAACCGGAUUGAAGGGCCGGGAAAAUAGAGCACGGGCAAAGAAAAACAGCCGUUGACCAAAAAUGUGCAGCCUACUUUCGCUGGUUGCGUUCGGGUUGGUCCUGCUGGCCGUCCCGGGGCUGGCCGGAACUCGGCCCCAGGAGGUCCGGAUCAACAAAUGCUGCCGGCUGGGCGAGUUCUACAACGUGGCCGAGCGGCAGUGCGUGGCGGGCGGUAUAGCCAAAUGGGUGCCGCGCAUCUUCCUCCCCGCCAAGGGUCAACUGUACAAGGAUCUCGGCUCGGCACCACCGUUCAUGAAGUUUGCCGAACAGCAGCAACCGGACACCUGCCCCCGGCCGAACGUGUACGCCGUCGAUCUGGUCACGCUGAUGGGCAAUGGGUCACUGUUCCUCAACCAGAAGCACGUGCUAGUGCCCGUACCGGACUACUGUAUCGAUGAGAAGGUGGCCCUGGUGUGUCCGGAGCGCCCGACCGAACCCCCGGCAGCCGACGGUACGAACGGCGGUGGUCAGAUGGAUUCCCUUCAGGCGCCGGAAAAGACGAGCGUUGUGUUGCGCUGCUGCGGUUCCAACUUUGCGUACGAUCGGGGCAAUCGGACCUGCUCCAAGUUGCCGCGCGGCCACGAGCUGUACGAUUCGCGCAUCGUAAACUCCCCGUACGUGGAGCUGAGCUACGGAUUUCCGGCUUGCAAGGAGCACGCGAUCGCGGGCGCUUUCGAGGAGUCCCGGCUGCAGGAACAGACCGGCUCGGUAACGACCGACUCCGGCAAGAUCUUUGCGUCGGGCGAGUUCUGCCUGGAGCAUGUGCGGGACGACGAUCGGACGGUGUACGUGUUCACGUGCGCCGAGCACUUCCAGCCGGCUUCGGUGCCGAUUGCGAAGCAGGACGGCCGGUUGGUCCUCUACUCGGCCGGGCUGCUCAUCUCGACCAUCUUUCUGGCGGCGACGCUCGCCACCGGUCUGCUCGUACCGUCCCAGCAUCACGUGCUGCACUGGCGCUGCCAGACGCACUACGUCGCCUGCCUGCUCGUGGGCGAUCUGCUCCUUGCCAUCACUCAACUUUCCGGCAACUCCAUCACCGGACCGGCCUGCACACUGAUAGCAAUCUCCAUGCAUUUCUUCUUCCUGGCUGCGUUCUUCUGGCUCAACACGAUGUGCUUCAAUAUCUGGUGGACUUUCCGUGAUCUACGGCCAACGUCGCUGGAGAAAAGCCAGGAAAUCUGUCGGCUGCGCAUCUACGAGGUGUACGCGUGGGGUGGCCCGCUGGUCUUUGCCGGCGUGGCGGCGAUUCUGGACAACCUGCCGGACAGCAACGAUACGUACUUGAGGCCACGCUUUGGUGAAGCAAAAUGCUGGUUCUACGGUAAUAUGGAAAUGCUGACCUACUUCUUCGGCCCGAUCGGCAUCCUGCUCGGCAUCAAUCUGCUACUGUUCGCCUCGACCGCCCGCCAGCUGACCUGUGGCCUAUGGAAGCGGGACGAUGUCAAGUCUACGACGGAACGCCGCGGUUUGGUUUCUUCUCCCUCUUACAGUGCCGCGCUGGGGCGCGUCUGCCUCAAGCUGGUGGUCGUGAUGGGUGUCACCUGGGUGGCGGACGUCAUCUCCUGGGCCGUCGGCGGCCCGAACUACAUCUGGAUCGUGACCGAUCUGAUCAACGCGCUGCAGGGCGUCUUCAUCUUUAUCGUCGUCGGCUGUCAACCGCAGGUCUGGGCCGCCAUGAAGCGCUUGUGGAACUCGAAAACGGGCCGCUCGUUCACGAACACCACGCACGGUCCGCAGCACUCCAGCUCGUCGCACGGGCUGCCCUCGAUGGGCGAAUCGAUCACGAACAACACCUGCACGAACAACACGACCACCACCACCUCCAACCGGGUGCCGAUGGAAACGGUCUGCUGAGCUGUCCCCGGGGCCUGUGGGUAAGGGUAGACCACUGCACAUAAUCGACGGAGACGGGAUUGAUGCGGGGAUCACACAGCUAAGCGGACCAAAAACUCAUACAACACACACACACACCUAAACUUCUAACGACGAAGAUGCCACCAAGAUGUGUCGAAAGCAACCGGUAAUCGACGAUGGCCAAAUGCGUGCCCAAAUGUACGCGAAAUGGUCGGAAUAUAGUGUUUUUAUCAUCCAUCAUCAUCCUCAUCCUUAAGAUAGCAUCAGCGGGUCGCGCGCGAUUAGCAAAUCAUCCUCUCAGCAAUAUGAUCCUCUCGUGGAUGUGUGUGUAUUUGUGGGGAAGAGCGUGGAAAAAUAUUUAAUUUAAUCACUGGGAAGACUUUUGGGGAAGACUGUGCAGAGUAUUCGUAGCGAAUUACGAAGCCGAAUUUGAAGCCUGGUUUAAUGUUUGGGGGAAGUGUUGAGUACACUGUGACCAGCCAAAAAACACACUUAAAGUUGUUUUGUUUCUGGUUCCACCAUUUUCCACCCCGAGCAGUUCGCUUACCUUCACGCUAAUAGUUUGUAGAAAAAGUAUACAUAAAUACAUAGAUCGCCUACAUACUUGAAGGACUUGAACGGAGAGCCCCUGUGUUGUACUGUGAACAAACAAAAAAACAAACAAACAAACAAGCCAGGGAGCAAAGGAUGCAAGUACACAUAUACUAAUACGGAUAAUAAUUAAUAUUUAAUAAAAUCAGUCAUGUUUCGACACUCAUUCUCUCACUCACACCAAGUUCAUGCUAAACCAUGCUAAAUAGGCAACGGGCGGCUUCAGGCACAAACAAUCCUUUCUUACAAAGGGGAGUUUGUUUGGGAGGGAGAACGAACACGUUGAAUGUGGAAGUGAAUUGAACAUCAAUAAUGAAGACUGAUCAUCGAAGAUCAAUGAUUGGGUUUAAAUUGACAGUUCUCUCCAUAUGGCUCCCCUUUUUUGAAACGGACGCUUGAAUCCUCUGCCACACAACAAAUACGCAUUCUUAGUAUAGGGAUUAGCAAUUAACAUUAACAAUUUUUAAUUUAAAAAAAAAACAACGUAGCUACAGAGAAGACGUAUACUAAGCACGAUGAUGCCUCGAACCUCGAAUUUGAUCGACAGUUAUGAUCGACUUUCUUUUGUUGUAAUAAGUAGUGUAGAAUGAUUGCCAAAAAUCGAAAUCCCAAAAAAGUGUCCCUGCAAACCGGGAGAACCGAACAGAACAGGAGAAGAAGGAGCCAAUUUGAGUUAUGCGAAGGCAUGGGGAAGCGCGUUACGAUCGAGCGAUGAUCACGCCGUUGUGUACAUUUUAUGUUAUGACAUUAGUUUUAGCUGUUGCUCGGUCCAAGGGGGGGUAGGCAUUGAAGAAGGGCGGUCCCUCUGCCAGGCCAGGUCAACAACAACGCUGUCGCACAAGAAUGCAUUAGCCUGUACGGUAUAUAUAUAUAUUGAGUUUAGUUAUUGUUAUGUUAAACACCCAAAACACUGCCCUACUGCCUCUAUUACUCCGGUAGCUUCACCGGUAGCGUUGCUUUUGCUUUGUUUUCAUUUCCAACAAAUUUAAUUUGGGGAGAAAAAAGGCGAUUUUCGAAGCAUUAUUUACUGAGCUUUACUUAAGUUUAUAAGUCCGUUUGCGUUUCUUUCUAGCGAAGGUUUUGUGGCAGCCUCAUGCGAGCCACUGUGUAACGCGUGUCUUUUACUUGUAGCCGGAAGAGAGUAUUAAUUACUUAACACACCUUAUAUGACUCCCUUUCACGCGCUCCACCACUCAUUUGCUGUAACACAAUGUGUAUUUAUGUAAAUAGUGUAUAAAACUUUGAUUCGAAUGUGUUAUAUGCAGCUUCCAGCAUCAACAAACAAAAAACGGGACAAAUUGUUCUCCUCGUUUUUAUCUCCUCGGUUUUGAUUGAUCCAUCUGAAGCCAAGUUCUCAAGUGAUCGUGGGUAGGGGCGAUUGUUUGAAGUCGAAUGUAACACAACACAGUUAAAACACAAUAUGUAUUUAAACGCGUCGUGUUUGAUAAUCGUGUCCUUUUUAAAACUAUAUACACAUACGCAUACAAGCACGAGUAUAAAGAACGUGUGCAUUAAAGGUAAUUAAACUAUUAUACUAUUUCUGAACAUAUAACAGCGAGAAACAAAACAAAACAAAAUGGGAAAACAAUAACGCAAAUAAAACGAAAUUAGAGCAAUUUACGGUCGAAAGCAGCGGGAGCAGCAAAGGGGAGUAACAAUUCGGAAUCGGUAUCGGUUUUUUUGUGUAUGUAUUCUACACGUUUUAGAAACGUUUACAAAAUUUUAUGCCAAAACGGAACGAUCGGAAAUUAAAAAAAUCGGUACAUUUUUUAUGUCGCGAAGCAAGCAAAAUAAAAUAAAAAAACGGAAAAUUAUUAGAAAUUAAUAAACGAAUAAAAAAACGUAAUAAACAAGCCGCCCACCGGAACUGCACACAUUGAAGUCAUACGUAGAGAUAUACAAAUACAUUUAAAAAACACAGUUUCACAAUCGAAAUCACAAUUACAAAUGAAUAGCCGUUACAUAUUUCAAUGAGAAUCAGACGUUAAUGUUCAUUCAAUCCACAAUAGAAACAUUUCACAUAAAACAAAAAUCUUCUGCAGUAGAGCAUUUUUUCCUCCCAAUUAAAUUGAAAAUAAUACCAUAUAAAAUAGCGAGAAAACCCAACAGGAAACGUUUCUAAAGUAAGAUGGAAGAAGCUUUCCUUGAACUUUCCUAUACUCACACCCGCUCACACUCCAGCACAUGGAGCUGGGAUAGAAUUGGGAUUUUGCAUAAUCGAAGCAGGCAUCGAAGCAUCGGCGCAAAACAAACACACAAAAACGAACUGGCAGCAGCGAAUGCAGCAGAAUCAAUUAAACUUUCCUCUCCAAUUAAGCUAAAAAGCGUAGUUAAUCAAUUCACGCGAUAGAUGUACUAAUCCGGCAAUAGGGUGAUAAAUAGCAGUAACAUAUGCAAAAAAAAAACAAGGCGAAAAGCGCACAAAUGUGGCAGUAUCAGUAUUUUUGUUCUGUCUGUUUUUACAGCGGAACAUUGAGAAGGGCGUAGAAAGGAGGAACAGGACAUUGGCCGUUGCUUAAAUAAAUCGAUCCGGAGCAGCAAGCGAGCGAGCGAGCGAGCUAGCAACUGGUUGGUCGUAGCUGGUCGCUAGGCAACUACUGUUUUAGCAUUAAUCUUGUUCACCCCUUGAUACGAUGCACAACAUACAUUUUGCUACGUUUCGGAACAUCCUGCCACCUGCCACAAGCAGCGCAGUCUUGGAUCUUUAAACCCCCUUUUCAAUGUGCAGCUUUGAAACCAGACAAGCUGCUGUGCACCUAGAAAAUGCCAUUUGCAUUCUUCCACCUUAACGUUGUCAGUGUCACACAACUUUAUAACAUUAUAAUCACAACAACAAAAA